Labeo rohita (rohu) is the source of this 4471-nucleotide messenger RNA. RefSeq names its product inverted formin 2 (gene inf2). The record is from RefSeq and is a predicted model, not a curated record. Gene Ontology annotation, molecular function: small GTPase binding; actin binding. Bases 193 to 3819 code for a protein of 1208 amino acids. The transcript has 23 exons. Gene Ontology annotation, biological process: actin cytoskeleton organization. Lineage: Eukaryota; Metazoa; Chordata; Actinopteri; Cypriniformes; Cyprinidae.
GUCAGCACAUGUGUCAGCAGCAUCACGGGUCAGUCUAACAUUCUCACCCUCAUCCGCCUGGAUUACUUCAAACUAUCAGGAGAGACACCCGGAAUGUGUCUCCUCACAUCAGUCCUCCUCUUCAUCACCUCAUAAGGGACACUCGCUGAAUCACAGGACCUUCAUCUAUCAUCAUCAUCAUCAUUCAUCAUCAUGUCUGGGAAAUCGGACGGCGCGCAGAAGAAGUGGGCGGCCGUGCGGGGUCGACUGGGCUCGUCUCAGGACUCGGACGGCCCGCAGGAGGCCAACCUGGAGAACGCAGACGCCGAGCUGUGCAUCCGUCUGCUGCAGGUGCCCACCGUGGUCAACUACUCGGGCCUGAAGAAGCGUCUGGAGAAGAGCGACCAGACCUGGAUGGUGCAGUUUCUGGAGCUCUCGGGCCUCGACCUGCUGCUGGAGGCCCUGGACCGUCUGUCGGGACGCGGCUGCUCUCGAAUCGCAGACGCCCUGCUGCAGCUGACGUGUGUGAACUGCGUCAGAGCCGUGAUGAACUCGUCCGCCGGGAUUCACUUCAUCGUGGAUAAUGAGGGAUACGUGCGCAAGCUGUCGCAGGCUCUGGAUACGUCCAACACCAUGGUAAAGAAGCAGGUGUUUGAGCUGCUGGCAGCCCUCAGCAUGUUCUCCUCAGAGGGACACAGACUCGCUUUAGAUGCUCUGGACCAUUACAAGUCUGUGAAGACGCAGCAGUACCGGUUUAGUGUGAUUAUGAAUGAACUCCAAUCCACUGAUAACGUGCCUUACAUGGUGACUCUUUUGAGCGUCAUAAACGCCCUGAUCUUCAGCGCCGAUGGCCUACGCCAGAGAGACAAGAUGCGCAAGGAGUUCAUCGGAUUACAGCUGCUUCACCUGCUGCCAAAGUUAAGAGAAGAGGAUGAUGAAGACUUGAUUAUUCAGUGUGAGGCGUUUGAAGAGGCCAUGGCUGAGGAUGAGGACGAGCUCCUGAGGCUUUAUGGAGGAAUUGACAUGAGCAACCAUCAGGAGGUCUUCACAUCUCUGUUUAACAAGGUGAGCAGUUUCCCGUCUUCUCUGCAGCUGUUGUCCAUCAUGCAGGCGCUGCUGCUGUUGGGUCCCGAGCGAGCGGAUAUCUGGCAGGCGCUGGAGGCGCUCGCUAACCGAGCCAUACUGAUCGCUCAGAGCUCUGAGAUGGAUUCUUGUGAGAAGAUCCUGCAGCGUCUCGUCUUCGCUAAGGAAUCGUCCAAAGGCUCUUUUGAGGUCAACAGUUACAAAAGAAAGAAUCAAGCCGUUCAGACGGAGACAAAAGACGACAAACUGGAGUGCUCCUGCAGGUCAGCCAAAAACCAGGAACCUCCACGCAACUCCACAAAGGCUGCGUCUGCUUCUCUAGCACCUCCUCCACCACCUCCUCUGCCCAGCAUGGCUGCUUCUCCCCUCUCAGCAGUGCCUCUUAAAACGGGAGCGGGACCUCCUCCUGCACCUCCUCCACCACCUCCUUUACCAGGAGCAGCGAUGCUUCCUCCGCCACCUCCUCCACCUCCUCUUCCAGGAAUGGGUUCUGCAGGUCCUCCACCGCCUCCACCUUUACCUGGCAUGGGUGCGCCUCCUCCUCCACCUCCUCUGCCAGGAAUGGGUGGUCCUCCUCCUCCCCCUCCUCCUUUCCCAGGAAUGGGAGCUCCUCCUCCUCCACCUCCUCCUCCAGGUGUAAACGGCCCUCCUGCUCCUCCUCCUCCUCCAGGAGGGGGCGAUGUGAUCGUGGCCCGGACGUUUUAUCCGGUUGGCCAGUGUUACUCCGCACCGGUGAAGAGCGGCCCGUACCCAACGCUCCGGAUGAAGAAACUCAACUGGCAGAAGCUCAACUCCAGAGCCGUCACCGAUGGCCCUUCAAUAUGGGCGUCCGUCCCGAGCGACUCGCCGCUGGAGCCCAAUUACACCAGCAUCGAGCAGCUCUUCUGUCUGCCGAUCGCUGAACCCAAAGACAAGAGCACGGCCGCACCGGUCAAGAAAGAGCCCAAGGAGAUCUCCUUCAUCGACCCCAAGAAGAAUCUGAACCUGAAUAUCUUUCUGAAGCAGUUCAAGUGCUCUAAUGAGGAGUUUGUGUCGAUGGUGCAGAAAGGAGAUUGCUCCAAAUUUGACGUGGAGUCCUUGAAACAGCUCCUGAAACUGCUUCCGGAAAAACACGAGACUGAAAACUUAAAAUCCUUUCAAGGAGAUUUAGACAAACUGGCCAACGUGGAUCGCUUUUACGUCUCACUGCUGGCUGUACCGUGUUACCAGCUGAGGAUUGAAUGCAUGUUGCUGUGUGAGGAGACGCUGUCUGUGCUCGACAUCCUGAAGCCGAAGGUGGAUCUGGUGGAGACGGCCUGUGAGAAUCUCAGGAAAAGUUCACUGCUGCCCAGUUUCUGCAAACUCAUCCUCGACGUUGGAAACUUUCUCAACUAUGGAAGCCACACAGGAAACGCUGAGGGAUUCAAGAUCAGUUCCCUGCUGAAACUCACUGAAACCAAAGCAAACAAGAGCCGCAUCACACUCUUACAUCACAUCCUGGAGGAAGCCGAAUUAAACCAUCCGGAGCUGCUGAACCUUCCAGACGACAUUGAGGCCUGUGAGAUAGCGGCCGGCAUAAAUCUGGACUCCAUUCAAGCAGAAACCAGUCAACUUCUGAAGAGGCUGAGAGACGCGGAGAAGAAAGUGUCUUCGUCGGUCGAGGACGUCAAGCAGCAGUUUUCGGGGCUCAUUGAGAAAAACCUGACGGCGUAUGAAGCUCUGGACGAGCGUUUCUCAAACAUCAACAAUAAGAAGGGUGAUCUGGCUCAGUAUCUGUGUGAAGACGUGGCUCAGCUCUCGCUGGACGAGCUCUUCAACACCAUCAAGACUUUCCGUCAGCUCUUCAUCAAAGCCCUGAAGGAAAACAAGAUCCGUAAAGAACAAGCGGCAAAAGCGGAGAAAAGAAAGCAGCAGCUGGCGGAGGAGGAAUCCAAGAGACAGAAAGGAGAAGAUGGGAAAAUAAUUCGUAAAGGGCCGGUGCCGCAGGACGACGGCUGCAUCAUCGAUCAGCUCCUGGCCGACAUUCGGAAGGGUUUCCAUCUGAGAAAGACUCAUCCCAGGUGCGAAACGGAUUCCCCUUCUAGUGAAAUGCGUAGAGAUACGGGAGCGUCCGCAGCAAGUGCCAAGUGUGUCGGAGAAGAAGCUGGAUCGUCUGUAGUCGAAACGUCUCCAGGAGAUCCGGCCAAAGGCGGCACCAGUCCCAGCACUGAAGACUCCUCAGUGGUUAACAGUGAAGCGGAGAGCCCUACGUCAGACGUGAAGGAGCUUCAGUCGCCUGAAACCAACUCAACAGACGUCAGUCCAGCACAAACCCCAUCCACAAACACUCCAGCUCAGGAAACAGACAAUACGUCACCCAGCUGCCUUACAACAACCAACACAGAACAACAGCAUCAGAAUCACAACAGAAAUAAUAUCAGGUCUACAGAUGAACAUGUGACUCCAGUGAACACAACCGACCCUUUAACCUCCAGCGCUCAUAAUGACUCAAACACGAACGGCGGAUGCGAUAAUAGUGACUCUGUGAAGAAUAAAGACGAGCCGCUUCAGUCGAGUAACGCUAGCACGGAUGACAACGGAAACCAGACGUCUGGAAGACAGCAGGCGUGUGAUGAUGUAGACGGAGUGACGCCACAAGCCCCGCCCACUCCUGGUGUAGGCCCCGCCCCCCUGAAACCUGAAAAUAAAAAACAUUUCCUCCCAAGAAACAAAAAAAGCAGUGAAGUGGAGGGUAACAGAGGGAAUGGACGCUCUAAAAAGGGAUGUGUGUUGCAGUGAGGAAGCUCUAGAAAAAGAAGAACAAAAGGGAGAAGGAAAAGCUGAGCCAGUUCCUGCUGUGAUCCUGUUAUUCCACUGGAUCUCAUCGGAGCGGAUGAGAUCAGAGCCGCCGUUUCAUCUGCAGAGGAGCGACUGAUGGCGUACUUAAGUGAAAAUACACAUUGUACACUGUGUAUUUGCGUUUGGCUUAAAGAAAUGUAUUUUUAAAUGCUAAUUCUUUGGAUUUGACCAAACUGUUUUAAUAUUUGCACACUGUAAGAUACAUUUAUGAUACACCAAAUGUUUGUUUACAUAUGAGUGUGUUUAAUAGAGGAGAGGAAAAAAGGCUAAUCAUGGAUUGCUGUGUGUUUCUCAAACCUUUAAGAACUUGCUGUUAACUAUUAAUAUUGCUCUGAAUGUAAACUUUAUAUGUUACAAAGAUGUUUGGCAUUAAUCCUGCAAAGUAUUAGUUCAUUAGGAGAUAUCAGUUCUGAAAUAUUAGUGUAAUAAAAUUUCUUAGCAGAAAUGAUUAGAUUAUAUUUUACGCUUGCAGUGGUUGAGCCGGACUGUUUAGUAUCUUCAUUUGAGUGUGAGUUUCAUAUUGAUGUCGGUAUGUAUUUUCAUCAAGAAAAUGUCUAAAUUAUAUAUAUAUAAAAAUAAAAAUGCAAUCGGU